CCCAAGCACAAGGGUUUCAUUAGGCUGUAGCGUCCACUGCUUUGAGACUAUAAUGGCAGACCACCCGCAGCUUCAGGGGCUUAUGGAAGAAUGGGAUCAGUCACCAGCAGUUCGAGAGCACAUGAGGACUAAGGGGAAACUCUUUGCUCCCCAGCCUGACUGCGAUGAGGUGGCAGUGAAUGUUGGUUGUGGUGAGGUCAACUAUGAGGCUUUGGCCCCCUUGGCGAAAAGACUUCGCCUUGCAGAUGGCUCUGUGGGCCAGGUUAGGGUCCCAGAUGUUGUGCGGGAGAUCACGAAGCUCUUUCGCAAGAUGCACAUCCAGCUGCCACCUUCGAAGGAGAUCAAGAAAAUGGCCAAAACAGCAAAAGCUUUCAUGGUCUUGGUGAAACGCAAGUUGGGUCGUGACCAGACUUGUCGCAGCAAGCCCUUCCGGUCAUUGAUGGCGCUAGUUUUUGACAAGGAUCCUGCAGAAGUAGAGGAGGAGGAUAGCCAAGUGCCCGUGGAGAACCAAGUGGAAGACAUGGAAUGCAUCGAUUUGGAAAAGGAUGCUGAGAUGGCUGAGUCAGAGGCCCCUGAGGAGGAGGAGGAGGCCCCUCAGGAGGAGGCCCCUCAGGAGGAGGCCCCUCAGGAGGAGGCCCCUGCCCAUGACGUUGAAGUUGAGGAGGAAGAGCCACUUCCAACACUUGUCGACAUGGAUGUUGAGGAUUCUCAACUCCUAGAGCCGUUCUUUGAAAAUCCAGUCCAAGUGGCCUCACAGCAUUCGCCGCCCAAAGGCAUUGAGCCAGACAUGGGUUCUCUUAACAAAGUGACUAUCAUUGAGGAUUCGCCACCGCAGUCAGUGCCUUCGCAUGCCAACAGGGAUGCAGAAACCCGCCAGCAGAUCAAGGAGCUGACCAAAAAGCUGGCCGAUGCUAAGCGGGAACAGCGAGCGAGGCAGGCACAUCGGUCCCUUGAAGAAUGCAAGCCAAAGAAGCCGAUUAUGGUCCUUGAGAGCUUGCCACUGGGCACUGAUGACGUGGAGACCCUGGAAAUGCCUGCUUCCGAGCUCAACGCCUUGGCGGAGGCUUUCCAUGAAAAGACGCCUGAAGCUCCAUCAGCGCCAGUGGUCUUGCGGCGGUUUCAGUUUGCCUUGAAGGCUGACUUGUCGGAGGAGCCGGCCACCAAGGGACGACCUAAGGGCGAGGCAAAAGCCAAGGCUAAGGGAAAGGCCAAAUCUCGGGCCAAGUCUGCUGCAUCCAAGAAAGGUAGGAAAGCUGCUGCAGAUGCUCCAGAGGAGUCGGCAGAAGCAGCUGCCGUUGACCCCAAACUGAAGGCCAGUGGUGGAGAGUCGAAGGCUGAUGAAAGCAUGGAGGUGGCUGAAGCCGAGGAGGAGGGCCUGGAUGCCAAGCCCAAGCGGAACUGCAAGAAGAAGCAAGAGACUGCUGGCAGUGUUUCAGAAAAGGGUUCCAAACGGCGACGCCGUGCCCCCAACAAUGCAUCGGAGCAGAAAGGUCAGAAGAAGGAGCCUGACGCCCCGGAGGAAGUGGUUGUGGAGGGGGGCGAGAAACCUGAGGAGGAGGUGGGCAAGAAACCUGCCAACAUGAGCGAGCCAAAGGGCAGUGAAGGGAAGAAGCGAAAGGGACAUGCCUCGGAGGUGCAGGAGAGGACCUUUGCGCGGAGGGUCCGGCCCAAGACUUCGUUUCCUGAAGCAAAGUGGGUGGCGCUUCGUGACGCUUUUGCAUCUCACAUCAAGCCAAAGGUUUCGAAGCCCUCCACCCACGAGGACCCAUUCUGGAAGUUCGCUACUCAAACAGCCUGGGCCAACAAAGAGAUCGACAUGUCGAAUGUCCAUACGAUGGCAUCAGAUGCAGCCGAAGAGUACGUCAACAAGCACGUACAGUGAGCUCUAAACCCGUGCGCAACCCUUUCUUCCAUCCAAUACGCC
Durusdinium trenchii is the source of this 1924-nucleotide messenger RNA. The record is from the annotation of a GenBank genome assembly. Lineage: Eukaryota; Dinophyceae; Suessiales; Symbiodiniaceae.